Molecule: messenger RNA, 1323 nt
Organism: Pseudocercospora fijiensis CIRAD86
Lineage: Eukaryota; Fungi; Ascomycota; Dothideomycetes; Mycosphaerellales; Mycosphaerellaceae
Exons: 5
Coding region: 1-1323 (440 amino acids)
Biological process (GO): amino acid transmembrane transport
Cellular component (GO): vacuolar membrane
Molecular function (GO): amino acid transmembrane transporter activity
Source: RefSeq, a predicted model, not a curated record
AUGGCAACUCAGACUGAUCCGUGGCAGGUCUUCGGAGAUGUUUCCCAUGGGCCGAAUUAUCGUGCUGUGGGAUGGGCUGGUGCUGUGGUGCUUAUGUUGAAAACUCAAAUUGGAUUGGGGGUGCUUGGGAUCCCGCUUGAUACGAUUGGCAUGGUUCCUGGAGUUGUCUGUCUUCUUGCUCUUGCUGUUAUGACAACUUGGUCUGAUUAUAUUGUUGGUGUUUUCAAGAUCAAUCAUCCAGAGGUGUACGGUAUUGAUGAUGUUGGAGGUUUGAUUGCUGGUCGAGCUGGCUAUAUCAUUAUGGGUACCGUGUUCUGCUUGUUCUGGAUCUUCGUUGCUGGGUCGGCAAUGGUCAGCAUCUCAAUCGCUCUAAACGCUUUAUCGCUCCAUGGAGCUUGUACGGCCAUCUUCGUUGCUGUUGCAGCAACCAUCGGCUUCCUCGUUUCGAGCAUUCAGACUCUCCACAAGAUUUCUUGGAUUGCCUGGGUCGGUGUUGUUGGCAUCAUCUCCUCAAUCCUCGUCCUCACAAUUGCUGUUGGUCUGCAAGACCGUCCUUCCGAUGCACCACUGACGGGAAUUUUCGUCUCCGACUACAAGAUCACGGCCAAUCCAUCUCCAGCCAGCGCCUUCCAGGCCCUUUCGACGCUAGUGUUUGCUUUUGCUGGCACGCCCGCAUUCUUUUCCAUAGUCUCCGAGAUGCGUGAGCCACGCCAAUAUCGGCGAUCAAUGUUCAUCUGCCAAGGCAUCGUGACAUCUCUCUACCUUGCUAUCGGCAUCGUGGUAUACUACUUCUGCGGGUCCUACGUCGCUUCGCCAGCUCUUGGCUCGGCCGGACAACUGUUCAAGAGGAUCUGCUAUGGUCUUGCUCUUCCAGGUUUGCUUGCGUCCAUGAUCUUACUGAGUCACGUCCCGGCCAAGUACAUUUUCAUCCGAGUACUAAAGGGCACCAGGCAUCUGAGCAGCAACACUCCUACUCAUUGGAUCGUAUGGUUGUCCUGUACUGCUGGAAUCGCACUGAUCUCUUACAUCUUGGCCGAAGCUAUUCCGGUCUUUGGAGAGCUGGUGUCCUUCGCCGGGGCUGCAUUUGGAACGUUGCUCUGCCUUCAGCCAAUGGGUGCUAUGUGGCUUUAUGACAACUGGGGCAGGUCUGAUCGUGGCAUCAAGUGGAAGUUGAUGGUCGCUUGGUCGAUUUUCAUCAUCGUUGGAGGUACUUUUUUGACAAUUGCAGGCACGUACGGAUCCAUUGUCGGCAUCAUCGAUGCGCUUGAUGCAGGUUCAAAGACGAGCCCGUGGUCUUGCGCUGAUAACUCGAAUUCGAGCUAG